This is a messenger RNA of Vitrella brassicaformis, 536 nucleotides long. NCBI's taxonomy places the organism in Eukaryota, Vitrellaceae. The record is from the annotation of a GenBank genome assembly.
CGUGGGCUGCGGGUGAAGCGGGUAUUCUGUUGAUGACGGCCUCGAUGUCGUUGUUGCACAGAUUCUCGGCCACGCCAUAGGAAAUGCAGAGCAAAAGAUCGCCCUCAUAGGCCGGGAGACGAGGCUCUGUAGCACCCUUGCGCCCUCGGCGAGGUAGGUCAGGUCGCCAGUGUUCAUGUUCUUGAGAAGGUCGGUGUUCGGCCGCAGGGGGGCCGCUGGGAGGGAUGACGGGUAGCGGCGCAUUCAGCUUCACCACUUGCGCUGCGCCUGCUUGCACCACGCCUUGUCUACCAUCUUCUCCAUCAGCUCUUCCUGCGCGUAGUCAUCUGGCGUCUUCUCUACGGCAUUCAUGAUGACAUGGACAGCCAUGCUGGUGCCCUGGUAGGUGACCACCCCGGCGGCCUGUGGGUUGGAGGCACGCUUCUUGCGUGGCAGGGGGGUGGGGAGCUGCCGCGGCGAACCCGUUGAGCGAGAGUGGCUGCCAGAUGUGGUGGUAGUACUGAGAGAGAGACACCGCAUACGGGGAGAGAGGGGAC